CUCUAGGAGAGUCCCUGGAACUGAUUCCUAUAAAAAGGAACCCAUCAAAAGAGGAAAAUGCAGAGGAAAAGACACAGCUGCCCAUCAUCCUCUCUUCCAGAUUCCAGUUCAUCAAAAAUUAAAGGAGACCAAAGCUUCCGUUAGUACACUGUCAAUCAUGGAGAUGAUCAACCUACAGGCCAAGUUUUCGGUACUAUGGGGAAUUCUAAAUGGCGCUGUCUGGGUUAUGUUAAAUAUGCUUCCAGUCGCCACUUCUUCGGGCCCACUAGGAAGAGAGUUCAUCACAGCUUUCAUGCAGAAUGGUUUGCCACGGAUGUCCCAGAGUGAUUUUAAACUGCUGAUCACAGGCUAUUUCCCGUCCACUUUCGUUACCAUUUCCAUGAAGCAGCCUGCGCUGAGGGUAGCGGUCAACGUGAAUGGCGGCCAGACACUGUCAGUGAAAAUCCCACCAGAGGCAGAGAUGUAUGGAAGUGGAUUUUUUGACAACACGCUCACCAUCCGUGCAGACAAGGACAUUUCCAUCCUCUCUCUUAAUUACAAACCCCACACAGCUGAUACAACCAUUGUCUAUCCCAUGACAAGCUUAGGCACUGAAUAUUACGUUGUCACCCCAAAUGUGGGCACAGAUCGCUACAGACAGGUUGCCAUUAUAGCCUGGGAAGAAUCCACAGAGAUUGAGGUCCAUCUGAAAGGUACAGUGACGUUCCAAAGAAAAGUCUACAUCCAAGGAAGCAAGUUGACCGUGACACUUCAGCCCUAUCAAGCUGUCCAGCUGCAUAGUCAGGUGGAUCUCUCCGGCACUAAAAUCAUCUCCAAAAAACCAGUGGCGGUCUACUCUGGGCACACGUGUGUCUCUCGGCAAGUCCAGUGUGACCAUGUUUUCGAGCAGCUUUUACCUGUUUCCAGCUGGGGCACCAACUUCAUCAUCCCCUCUUUACCUUUUAAUACAGAGCAUGACAUUGUGUAUGUUUCCAGUUCCCAAAACACACUUGUUAACGCUCAGACUGGACAAAGCAAGCGCAGCCGUAAUUUACCUGCUGGACGAACAGCCUUCUAUGGCAUCCAGGGCAUGACGGCCAUGUUCCUCUCAGCUACAUCUGGCAUCCAAGUCAUGUUUUUUAAUGAUGGUGGCACCUAUCAGAACAUCAGAUAUGACCCUUUCUUGAUGGCCAUCCCCGACAUCUCCAGCUACUGUCAGGCAUACUACAUCUACGGGCAUGAGCAAUUUGACAACUAUGCGCUGAUCAUUGUCAAAUCAUCAGAGACUUCUGAGAUCACCUUGGAUAAGAGGCCGCUGCGUGGACUUCAGUGGAAUCUGGUUUCAGGCACUGAAUACUCUUGGGCUUCCUAUAGGUUAGGCCAAGGAUACACAGUCCACAAAAUAGAGCAUCCUAGCACACCGUUUGGGCUGCUGAGUGUUGGCAUUGGAAAUGAGAAGUCUUACGGCUCUCCUGCGGUUUGUGCAAAUGACCCCUGCAAAAAACUCCAGUGCCGGGUGAAGGAGAUAUGUGAAAUGCAGAAUGGCCAACCACGUUGUAUCCAUGAGUACAUGGGGACUUGCCAGGGCUCCACGACGGAAUAUUUCCAGACUUUUGAUGGCCUUUUCAUAAACUUCCAAGACUCUUGCACCUACACCAUUGUAAAGUACUGUGGCAGUGAUUCCAAGCUUGUGCCCUUCUCCAUCGAAGAGAAGAACAGUGCUAUGGUGCAGCUAACCCAUAUCAAAGUGUAUGGUCACAGCAUCAUCAUUAAUAAGGGAGAAGAUGUCCAACUCACGGUGAAUGGAGUGAGGGCCAGCCUCCCAGCAACACUGGAGAAUGGAAAGAUCAAAAUCUCUAAAAACGAUACACAGCCUACCAUUGAAACAGAUUUUGGCCUUGAGGUGACAUAUGGCAGUGACUGGAAUAUAGUGGUGACACUUCCCAGUAGUUACCAUGGAGCCACCUGUGGGCUAUGUGGAAACUUCAAUGAGGAUUCAGAUGAUGACAUGACUCGUCUUGAUGGCAACCAAGCCUCUUCCACUAUGGAUUGGGCCAGCAGCUGGAAAGUCAAUGAUCAAGACUCAGCCUGCUCAGAUUCCUGCCAAGGAAACUGUGUGGCCUGUGAUGACAGGCAGAAGGAGCUCUACGGUGGUGAAAAGUAUUGUGGGAUUAUUAGCAAAGCUUCAGGAGGACCCUUUGGAGGCUGCCAUCCCACCUUGAGUCCCACCAGCUACUUUGCUGAUUGUGUCAACAACAUGUGUUUAAAUAAUGGAGACAACCAUGUGUUCUGCAAAAUGGUACAGGCAUAUGCCACUGCCUGUGAAGAACAGGACAUCACUGUCGGUGCCUGGGAAAUAACUUCUGGAUGUGGGCCAGUUCAGCCUGAUGAUCAGGGGAAAAAUGCACUUGUUGACGCCCAGACCUGCCCGGAGAACAGCCACUACGAAGCCUGCGGAAAUGCCUGCCCAGCCACCUGCUCUGACCCAAGGGCUCCCUUGUUGUGCAGUAACACCUGUGCGGCCGUCUGCCUGUGCGACAAAGGCUACGUCCUCCAUGGGAAGACCUGUGUCCCAGUUGAGAACUGUGGUUGCACCCACAACGGCCUCCAUUACAAGCACGGGGAGGAAUUUUGGGAGGAUGGGAAUUGCCAAGCCCGUUGUCAAUGUGAUCCCCGACUAGGAAGAGUGGUUUGUCGGAAGGCCAGUUGCAAAGCCAAUGAGAAAUGCACCGUGGUGAAUGGUGUGCAUCGCUGCAAGGGAACCUCUUACUUUACUUGCAUCGGAACCGGGGACCCUCAUUACACCACCUUUGAUGGGAGGAAGUAUGACUUCCAGGGGACCUGCAUUUACCAGAUGGCAGGGGUCUGCUCUGAGGACCCCACCCUCACUCCGUUUUUGGUCACAGUAGAAAAUAACAACCGAGGCAGCAAAGCAGUGUCCUUUACAAAGACAGUCACUCUGGAGGUCUACAAUAUGACCAUCAGCCUGAGCCAAACACAUCCACAAAAGAUUCAGGUCAAUGGAGUCUUUGUGGACCUACCCUUCUCUUACGAAAACAAGCUGAAGGUCUACGUCAGUGGGGUCCAUGGCUUCAUCAAGACCGACUUUGAUCUGAGAGUCAGCUUUGAUUGGUACAGCUAUGCCAGGGUCAUUCUUCCCAAGGCUUACGCCAAUGCCAUCUGUGGACUCUGUGGCAACGCCAACCAAGAUCCCAGUGAUGACUUCACCAUGCAGGAUGGAACUCAAGCAAAGGAUGAAAUCCAGUUUGCCAAAAGCUGGACACUGAAAGAGGUCCCAGGGUGCUCCGAAGGCUGUACUACCGAUUGUCCGGUGUGCAAGGAGGCAGAGAAGAACAAAUACAAGGGGAACCAGUUCUGUGGCAUCCUCAUCAAAAAGGAUGGGCCCUUUAGGCAAUGCUAUGGGACCCUAGAUCCGACAUCCUACUUUGAGGAUUGUGUCUUUGACACCUGUGUGUAUAAGGGUCACCAUGAUACUCUGUGCAAAGCCAUCAGCGCCUAUGUGACUGCCUGUCAGACUCAGGGCAUCCAGAUUGGACCAUGGAGAUCAGCCUCCUUCUGCAGCAUUCCCUGCCCACAAAAUUCCCACUAUGACCUCUGUGGAACUGGCUGCCCUGCCACGUGCCAAGAUCUCUCGGCCCCAGAUUCAUGCGAGGUUUCGUGCACAGAAGGAUGUUUCUGUGAUUCUGGAUUCGUUCUUAGUGGAGAUAAUUGUGUCCCUCUUGAAGAGUGUGGCUGUGUGCACCAGGGGAGAUACUACAAGAAGGGAGAGGAGUUCUACCCCAGCAUCUCUUGCCAACAGAGGUGCCAGUGCAAGAAUAAUGGAGCCAUAGAAUGCCAGCCGUUCUCCUGUGGAACUCAUGAAGUGUGCAAGGUGGAGAACGGGAUCCGAGGCUGCCAUCCUUCUGGAUAUCGCUCUAUAAGAGCAUUGGGUGACACUCAUUUUAAUUUUGAUAUGCAAAGUUUUGAUUUCGAUGGCUCGUGUACAUAUGUCUUAGCUGAAGUCUGUAGCAAAGAACCUCAAGUUGAGAAGUUCUCCAUUUGGGUGCAGAAUGAGAAGCUGGAUGAUGGACAUUCAUCUGUAAUAAGAAAAGUGGUGAUCUAUCUCCAUGGAUAUUCUAUUGCUCUUGAAAGGGGAAAGAGAUGGAAAGCUACGGUCAAUGGAGAACUCUACACUCUGCCAAUGAACGCAGCGGACGGGAAACUCAGGAUCACCCAGGAAGGAAACAAUAUCCUUGUUCUUUCAUCCAUUGGCCUCACAGUCCUCUAUGAUACUUCUUCAUUUGUCCAUGUGUCUGUCCCCAACAGUUAUCAAGGACACAUGUGUGGGCUAGGUGGCAAUUUCAAUGGGGAUAUGAGUGACGACUUCAUGCUACCCAACGGAACGCUCACUAAAAGUGUGGAGGAAUUUGUGUCCUCCUGGAAGGUCCCAGUGGAUGGGGUCAUUUGCUCUGAUGGCUGUGGCGACAGAUGCCCUACCUGCAGCAUGAUGCAGUUGGCACCUUAUGAAGAUGAGAACUCAUGUGGGAUGAUCCAGUCCAAGACAGGUCCGUUCAAGGAUUGCCAUGAUUUGGUCAGCCCUGCUGACUACUUAGGACAUUGCCUAUCGGACAUGUGUGUGGCCAAUGGAGCAGGAGAACCGCUCUGUAGAAGCCUACAAGCCUAUACCGUUGCGUGUCAACUAGCUGGAGCCGAGACUGGAGCUUGGAGAACAGCCUCCUUCUGUCCCCUCUCCUGCCCAGCCAACAGCCAUUAUGAGCUGUGCACCCGAUCUUGUGAUUUUACAUGUGCUGCCCUGUCUGCUCCAUCUCAAUGUACUGGAAAAUGCUUUGAAGGCUGCCAGUGUGACACUGGCUAUGUGUUUGAUGGGGAAGAAUGUGUGUCCAUGGAUAACUGUGGCUGCACUUAUGAUGGACGCUACAUCAAGGGUGGAGAGACCAUCCUCUCCGAGGACUGUUCAGAAAAAUGCACCUGUCGACCUUCAGGCCAGCUCACCUGUGAACAAACCAGCUGUCCUGUGGGAGAGACCUGUGCACUGACAGCCAAUAUCCGUGGCUGCGUAAGACAGGAAGGCCACUGCAUUAUCGCCCCAGGAGCCUGGUUCACUUCCUUUGAUGGCGCCAAAGGGAAACUCCUCUCUAAUGGUGUCUACAAGGUGGCCUCCUACUGUGACGAGAUGUCACCUUCCUGGUUCAAAGUGGUGGUAGAUGUCAAUGAAUGCAGUGACAAUCCUGCACCAGUGGCUUCAGCCAUUUAUGUCUUCUUCCGGGAUGCAUUCAUCACAGUGAACAACAUGGAGACUUGGGUCAAUGGACUCAUAGUGAAGCCACCACUGAACGUCUCCGCAGCUGUCUCCAUCACAGAGUCGGAAAACAUGAUUGUGAUAGAUCAAAACUCCACGAUGCAGGUUCUUUAUGAAUCCAGCGGUAAAGUGACGGUGAGCGUUGCGGGCAGCCUGGCAGGAAAGAUGUGUGCUCCUUGUGGGAACUUCAACCAUGACCUCACUGAUGACCUAAGACUACCAAGUGGUCAGAUUGCAGGCGGCAUUGCUGAGGUGGUUGACGCCUGGAAAGCCAGGGACUUCUCAGAGUGCUAUAUCUAAAAAUCCAACCUGGAAUCAUGCACUGGACCACACCAGCACCUUAAGUUGGAAUACUGGAAGCAUCAGAAAGCAUCGCUCAUUCUAGCAUGUUGUAUUGUUGGUGAUUAUGGCAACCAAGGAUAAAACCUCCAUAUGGAAAGGCAGUUUACCAUAGUUACCAGAUGACAGAGACAGAGGGUUAUGGGGAUAAUUUUCGGCUUCAUGCUCUGCUUCUAUCCUUCCCACAGGCAUCUGGCUGACCAUUGUGGGAGUCGGUAUGCACGAAUGUUUUAAUCUGAUUCAACAGCAUCAUUAUAUUUAGUCUGUCCAUCCAAACAGCUUCUAAAUCUCAGUGGGAGUUUAAAUCCAGUUUUCCAGGAUCUUGUGAAUAGCAGAAAAGUUUUUGAAAUGUGAAUCUAUUAACACAGCAUUGUAAAUUAA
This is a messenger RNA of Pogona vitticeps (central bearded dragon), 6019 nucleotides long. The record is from RefSeq and is a predicted model, not a curated record. NCBI's taxonomy places the organism in Eukaryota, Metazoa, Chordata, Lepidosauria, Squamata, Agamidae.